Schistosoma turkestanicum is the source of this 1705-nucleotide messenger RNA. The record is from the annotation of a GenBank genome assembly. NCBI's taxonomy places the organism in Eukaryota, Metazoa, Platyhelminthes, Trematoda, Strigeidida, Schistosomatidae.
AUGCCGGUAAAGGAUAUUGUCAGUAACAGUUUAACUGACGAAGGACAAUAUCAAGAUGGAUAUUUAUCACCGGAUUUAAUUAUGUUACGGUCAAGAGGAGAAAAUAUACAAUUCAUUACUAAAUUGAAUUUAUGGGGUUUAAAACUAAAACAUGUUUCAGCUCUAAAAUGUAUGCCCAAUUUAAAAAUAAUCAAUUUGAGUUCGAAUUGUUUACGCUCUCUUGAACCAUUUUCUGGUUGUUUAAAUUUAUGCGAACUUUAUAUACGCAGUAAUCAUAUAGUAAAUAUUGAUGAAGUGGCACACUUAAAGUAUUUAAGCAUGCUUGAAAAGUUAUGGUUAAGUGGCAAUCCAUGCUGUUAUUUCUUUAAAAAUUCCGAAGGAAAUGUAAAAGUCCCACGUGAUCCUUCAGUAGUAUACAGAUGUUCUGUGAUUCGGAAUGUGCGGAGCUUGAUGCAUUUAGACCAAGAAGUAAUUACUUUUGAAGAACGCGAAUUAUCAGAAGAAUUUGGUAUUUUGCUGACAGCUCCACCGCCUCAACUAACAACUGAUGAACAAUGUCAAUCGGAGAUAUCAGAGACAACUUUAACUGACCAAAACUACAUAGAAGAAUCCACUAAUACACAUAGUGUCAUUGAUAUAACGUUAAGUUCAGAUGUAGAAAUGAAGAAAGACGGAUAUCGUUCAGUUUUACCAAAUAGAAAAAAUAAGGGAUCUGAAUUAAAUAAUCCGAAUAGUGAAAAAGUAAAAAAUCCGAAAUCAACGAAUGGCAAUGUAGAGCUAAUCAAUAACAAUACGGAUUCUAGGUUACCUUUUGUAAAAAGGAAAUGUCGAAAUGGGUCUUACUCGCUUGAUGUCACAUUAAAAGAGACAAACAAAAUUCGUCAAGAGUACGGUUUGAAACCGAUAAACAAGAAUAAGAUUUCUACACCUGCUAAACGAUUACAAUCAACAGAUCAAAAAAAUGAGAAAAUUGUCCGGAACUCCAUUAUACGCUUAUUGAAAACAUUGAAUUAUGACAGUCUAGAGAAAGUAAUUCAUGCAGCUGAAAAACGUAUCCUACGUUUAGCUGGUUUAACUAAUAGUUUAAAAUUACAAUCAUUAUUAGUUAACGGUGAUGCUCCUGAUCAAAAUGAUAAUGAAUGGACACCGAAUGGAACUUAUGACUGUUCGAAUUAUAUGAAUGGUAAUAAAUGAAUCGCUGCAUGUCUGUCUGUCUGUCUGUCUAUCUCUCUAUCUAACUUGUACACAAACCAUCAUAAUCAUAGAUGUUCUUCACAUUAUAACCCCUAUAAAAGCAACGGACAGUAGAAGUCACAUGAUGAACAUUUUAUAUUUAUAAAAAAAAGUACUAAACGCCAUUAUCAAGUGAGAUAGAUAUCAUCUAUAUCUCAUCUGCUUUCUUUUUUUUAAAAAUUUUUUUGUGUGUCACAUUAACUCAUCUAAAUUGAUAAUUGUAAAUAACAUUUUGAAAAAAACAAACAAACAGGGUUGAUAACAGUGCAAAACUUUUCUAUUUUUUCCCUGUGACUUUUUUUUUUUCUUACUUAUCAAUAAUAAUCUGCAUAGGUAAAUGUAAUCAUUUAAAUAUUGGUUUUAUUUUUUAUUGACUAAUUUUUCCUUUAAUCAUCAUUAAAAUAUUUUUAAAUUAAAAAAUUUUGACUUAUUUUCAUGAAGUUAUUUUGUAUUUUAUAUAUAAGACCCUUGG